This is a messenger RNA of Astyanax mexicanus (Mexican tetra), 1646 nucleotides long. RefSeq names its product olfactory receptor 5B17-like. Gene Ontology annotation, biological process: G protein-coupled receptor signaling pathway. The transcript has a single exon. NCBI's taxonomy places the organism in Eukaryota, Metazoa, Chordata, Actinopteri, Characiformes, Acestrorhamphidae. Gene Ontology annotation, cellular component: membrane. Gene Ontology annotation, molecular function: olfactory receptor activity; G protein-coupled receptor activity. The record is from RefSeq and is a predicted model, not a curated record. The coding region runs from base 1 to 984 and encodes 327 amino acids.
AUGAGUGCUUUAAACUCCAGUUUAUUGGAAAAUCUGUCUUUUGUGCGUCCUGAGUACUUUUACAUCACUGGAUUUUCAGGAAUUCCCUUUAUUAAUUAUUAUUUUGUGUGUCUACUCUUAAUGUACAUCAUUGCCGUGUUCGGGAACUCAUUCGUUGCUGUUAUAAUACUGACUGACCGGAGUCUCCAUGUUCCUAAAUACUUAGGAAUAUUUAAUCUGGCUUUAGCAGAUAUUGGAGAAACUAAUGCUCUGAUCCCGAACCUCAUUAAGACCUUUCUGUUCGAUUCUCAGUUUAUUUCUUAUGACGCCUGUUUGGUCAACAUGUUUUUUGUGUUUUUCUUCAGCAGUGUUCAGGCUUUAACUCUGGUAGUUUUGGCGUAUGAUCGAUUUAUUGCUAUUUGUUUGCCGUUAAGAUAUCAUGCGAUUGUGAAUAAUUAUUUUAUGUCUGUAGUUUUAAUAGGAGUUUGGUCAGUUUGCUCUGCUUUUAAUGGAACAACAGUGGCUUUAAUCACUCGACUCUCAUUCUGUAAAUCUAAUGUAGUUAAAAGUUAUUUUUGUGAUUAUGGACCAGUUUAUUCUCUCGCCUGUAAUGAUAAAACUAUAAACUCAGUUAUGGCCAAACUUUGUUCAACACUAUUCAUCUAUAUCCCUUUAAUUGCCAUUGUUUUAUCAUAUUUAGGUAUUUUUCUCGCUUUAAGUAAGAUUACAACCUGGGCUGGACGACUUAAAGCACUGAAAACCUGCGUCUCUCAUCUUUUAGCAGUGGGAGUAUUUUUCCUCCCUAUAGUUAUUAUAUAUUUUGCUGGAUAUCUUUCUAUGUCUCUGCAUCCGAAUGCUAAAAUAAUCAUUUCUUCACUCUCAAAUGUCAUUCCACCCCUGCUAAAUCCCAUCAUUUAUGUCCUAAACACAAAGGAAUUCAAAGUCUUCAUAUUGAAAAUAGUUAAAAAGAGAUCCAGUGUGAAUCCUCAGGUUUUAGCAAAGUGAGAACGAACAACUUAACUAAACUUUAUUGGUUAAUUAGCCACAGCUGGAUAAACUGGUUAUUUUAUUAUAUUGUAUGCGGUACUAUUUUAAAUGGGAGGUAAAUGCUCCCAAAAAAUAAAACUAAAAUUAAAUAAAAUUAAAUAAAACGAUAUACAUUUUUUUUGACUUUGUAAAUAUAAUUACGUUUAUUUAAGUACUAUCUGCAAGAUAAAUCUAGUACAGUCUAUAGACUAACUAUAGUUAAUUAAGAAUUUUAAUCGUUUAAUUAAGAAUUUUUCUCACCGAAUGCAGCGGAGAUUUUCACCGGAUGUUCAGCAGUUCAAAAUCUAUAUAAAUAUAUAUAUAUAUAUAUUUUUCCUGCCCUAUUUGGCUUGAUUGUUUUAGUGUUUUAGUGUUUUUUAGUCCUGUAAAAAAUUGCAAAGCAUUUGUCAUUUUAUUUCCAUCGUAACAUACACGCAAACUUUGUCAGACUCUCUCCAUAGAAUAUAUAUGGAAUAUCAUGUGGUGCAAACAUCAAGAUACUACUUCUUUGGGACUUUUAUUUUGAAACCAAUUUAAAGACAGGAAGUUGCGUUAUUUACUAGUUUGCCAAGGACCCAUGGAAGCAGCAAGCAAGUUUCUAACUCUCUCUGAUAUGUAAAAACUAUAUAUAUAUAUAUAUA